AUGACUGAAAUUUCGCAAAAUGAUGUCUUUCAAAUCAAACAACUUGAAGAUCUCGUGAAACAACUCACUUCAAACGUGUCGAACUUUGAUAUCGUUCCUUUAUUGAUAAAUAUUCCAAAUUUAAUAUCUGGUCUUAAAUCAUGUAAACAUAUUUUAAUUGAUGAUGCUUUAAUGUUUGAUGAACAAAGUAAAACUUAUGCCUGGGCACAGGUUGUAAAAAUCGUUGAAUUAUUGGCAAAUGCUGCAAAAAAUGAUAAUUUGCGUGAUCCUCUCGGUGUAUCGGGAGCUUUCGAAUUAACUUGGUUCAUUGUAAUAGAUAAAAACCGGCAACAGUUUAUAGAUACCGGUGGAAUUGAUGUAGCGCUUAAUUGUUUAAAACAACAGAAAGAUUUAGAAACGAUUCGCGCUUCUAGUGCGACAUUAUUAAACGCAGGUCUUAAUUAUGAUAAUGUCAAUGUUGGAAUAGUAGAUAAGGAUGGAUUAAGUACUUUGGCCGAAAUCCUUGAUCCUGAGUGUGUAUUAAAUAAAUACGAGAAUGAUAUUGAAGUUGCAAGAACAUGUGUAUAUUUUGCCACUAGAGUUAUAAUAAAUCUCAUCGGCACAGCUGAGGGAAAGAAGGAGAUUGGAAAUACAAAAGUGAUCACCUCUUUAGUUCACCUUUUAAAGUAUGCAUCUAGGGAAGAUGCUGUAGACGAUGAUGUUGAUAUAUUAGAGAAUGUUGUGGAAAUUUUAGAAACUGUUGCUUUAGAAAGUGAUGACGUGCAACAAAUUCUUGUACGAAAUAAUUUAUUCCCUAUUUUAUUGGAUUUCUUGGAAUUUUCAAAUCCCCCACUUAAUUGUGAACAACGUAUAAUUAAGAGUUAUGGUGAAUGUAAAGCUGCCGUAUUGAAAGUUAUUGUUUCUGUAACAAUGAGUGACAGCAAUAUGGAUCCAUUGUUUAAUGAUGCCAUUUUAUUGAAUCGAUUCCUUCAUUGGUUGAAUUCGAGUACAGAUCGCGAUGAUUUACAAAUGUGUUCUGCAUUAUCUUUGGGAAAUCUCGCACGAACUGAUAAACAUUGUAUACAAUUGGUUCAUGAAUUCAAGAUUGGUGAACCACUUGCAGACGUUCUAAGAACUUCAAGUAACAUUAAAGUACAGCAUGCUAUUAUAAGUGUGCUCAAGAAUAUUUCACUGCCAGUUGAAAAUAAGGAAACAAUUGGAUUUCUGGGAAUUAUUGGAAUGUCUGCGCCCUUAUUAGAACAAGAUACCGUUCAACCUGUUCAGUUAGGGGUUGUUGGAAUUUUAAAGCAUUUAUCAUCUCAGAAUCUUUCAAAUUCGGUAAAGGUUAUUAUGGGAGAAAAUCCAGCUGAUACAGAGACACCAACUCCAUUAAAUCGAUUAUUAUCUUUAAUUAAGAGAUCAGAUGAAAUACCUGUUCGAAGUGAGGGAACACGUGUCCUUGUUAAUCUUGUAAAAAAGCUUUGGAGCGAAAAUCCAUACAAGGAACUAGAUGGAAUUUCAAUGAAAAUGUUGAGACAAAAAUUGAAUAAAGUGGAAAUAGUUGAGCCACUUGUUAAUAUGGUUAUAGAAUCCAAAUAUCCUAUACUUCAAAAUGAGGGUAUAAUUGCCUUGACAUUAUUAUUAAUGGAUGAUACGGCUAAAGAAACCAAUCCUUCUUUAAAUUUCUUGACUUCACAAAAAGUUGAUGGUAGCGUUGUUGAAGUAUCAUCAAAUACAGAAGUUGUAGUAGCAACGGCAAAAGUAGAUGCAGCAUCUGCAUCUUCACCCGCGUCUGCACCACCAACACCAACACCAACACAAUCUUUAUUAAAUAUUAUAACUGAUCUUAUAUUAAAUGAAAAAGAUAAAUAUCCUGAUGAAAUAAGGAGUAAUGGUUGUAUGUUAUUAGAGAAAGCUUCAAAGGCUGCUUGUGGUCCUCAGAAACAUUAUUUGCGUGAAAAGGUACCACCUGUAAUAAAAUCUUUAUUUACAAACGAACAAAAACCGAUAAGUGAUAGAUUAAAAUCUGAUAUCGAUAAAGUAUUGAAAGCUUUGGAUUAA
Molecule: messenger RNA, 2040 nt
Organism: Funneliformis geosporum
Lineage: Eukaryota; Fungi; Glomeromycota; Glomeromycetes; Glomerales; Glomeraceae
Source: the annotation of a GenBank genome assembly